AUGGCAACACUCCUCCUCCCAAUUCUCUUUGCAACAUCCCACGCGCUCAGCGCGCCCGCGCCCGCGACGGCGCCGGCGCCCAAGCGCGUCGCCGUCGUCGGCGCGGGCUGGGGCGGCCUCGGCGCCGCCAAGGCUUUAGCAGCGCAAGGCGUCGAGGUGACGGUGCUCGACGCGGGCCAGCCGCUCGUGGAGAUGACGACGGAGAGCGGCAAGCCUUUUGAUUUGGGCCAGCGCGGCUUCUGGAAGGACUACCCGAACCUGAACGCGCUCGGCGACGAGCUCGGCCUCGAUCCCUACACCGACUUCACGGAGAGCUCGUUCUUCGGGCCCGAGGGCCUCGAGGCGACGGCGCCCGUCUUCUCCGGCUCCAUGGAGCUGCCGUCGCCCCUGGGCCAGGUCUUCGCGUCCUUCGACCGCUUCAAGCGCCUGCCGCUCGCGGAUCGCGCGUCGAUCGCCGGAUUGCUCUACGCGAUGGUCGACCUGAACCGCACGCCGGAGACCUUCGCCAAGUACGACCGCAUGAGCGCCCACGAGCUCUUCCGCACGAUGCGCGUCUCCGAGCGCCUCGUCGAGGACUUCCUGAAGCCGACGCUGCUCGUGGGCUUAUUUAAGCCCCCCGAGGAGCUGUCCGCGGCCGUGACGAUGGAGCUGCUGUAUUUCUACGCGCUGGCGCACCAGACCGCCUUCGACGUGCGCUGGCUGAAGAAGGGCACCGUGCAGUCGACACUAGUGCAACCUUUUGCGGAGUCGCUGGAGGCGACGGGCCUCGUGACGAUCAAGGGCGGCUGCUUCGUCGCGUCUCUCGACUACGACGGCGACCGCGUGGCGUCCGUGACCUACAAGGAGGGCGAAGCCGCGCACACGCUCGACGUCGACGGCGUCGUGCUCGCGCUGGGCUCCACGGGCAUGAAGAACGUCAUGCGCGGCUCGCCGGAACUCGCGAAGAAGGCCGGGGACCUGUCGCUCGCCGCGUCCUUGGACGCGAUCGACGUCGUCGCCGUGCGCAUCUGGCUCGACGGCGUCGUCGACACGGACACGCCCGUGGGCGUCCUCAGCCGCUUCGAGGAGCUCCGCGGCGCCGGCGGCACCUUCUUCCUCCUGGACCAGCUGCAGAAGGACCAUUUGGACGAGCUCUGGGCGGGCAGUACGGCGGACAACGGCGCGCGCGGCUCCGUGCUCUCCUGCGACUUCUACAACGCGGGCGCCAUCGCGCCGUUGUCGGACGACGCCAUCGUGUCGCUCCUCAUGGACACGCUGCUCCCCCGGGCCUACCCGGCCUUCGGCAAGGUCGGCGUCGCCGACGCGUGCGUCAGGCGCUUCCCCAAGGCCGUGUCCUGGUUCUCGCCGGGCUCCUUUUCGAAGCGGCCGCCCCUCGCGACGUCCGUGCCCAACGUCGUCUGCGCGGGCGACUGGGUCCGCAUGGGCGACCGCGAGCACGGCGCCAAGGGCCUCUGCCAGGAGCGCGCGCUCGUGUCGGGCUACGAGGCCUGCAACGAGCUCGCGGCGCGCGGCGUCCUCGGGAAGCAGGCGACGGAGGUCGCCGUGCUGCCCGUGCGCGACGACGAGGUCGCCUACACGACGGGCGCGCGCGUCAACGGCGCGGUCCAGGGCGCGCUCGACCGCGUCGGCCUCGGCAGCUUCUGGGUGCGAUAG
This is a messenger RNA of Aureococcus anophagefferens, 1653 nucleotides long. RefSeq lists its product as hypothetical. Lineage: Eukaryota; Pelagophyceae; Pelagomonadales; Pelagomonadaceae. Gene Ontology annotation, molecular function: oxidoreductase activity. Bases 1 to 1653 code for a protein of 550 amino acids. The transcript has a single exon. The record is from RefSeq and is a predicted model, not a curated record.